Messenger RNA from Podarcis lilfordi (Lilford's wall lizard), 11850 nucleotides. Lineage: Eukaryota; Metazoa; Chordata; Lepidosauria; Squamata; Lacertidae. The record is from the annotation of a GenBank genome assembly.
GUGCACUUACCUUAACAAUACAGAUGUAGCAGAUGGUUGUGCUUUCCCAUCCAUUCCUUGGUCCUCUUGAUCAAUUCCUCCGGCAGUUAAAGCGUGCGGUUUUAUUUUACCCCCUAUUAGGUCUCAGGAGGUGUAGCAACAGGCACCCAGCCUCUUGCAUUGCAAGUUUCUGUUGACCUACUAACAUAAAUUCUGCUACAGAUUAACAGUCGUUUAUCAUUUAUAUCUGGCUGAGACAGAAGGUGCAAAGUACUUCACAGCAUGCCCAUUAUUUAAAUAUGAAUAUUUGAAUGCAGCUGCCACAGAGUGGAGCAUAAUUACAGCCUGGAAAGAUUGUUGUUAAACAGGAGCAGAAAUCCCCUAAGUGGGGAAAAGAUUGUUUUCUUGUUCUCCCCCCCCCCCAAAAAAAAAAGUUGAACAGGCACAGCAUUAAUAUUAUCUCAAAUGCUUUCAUUCUUUCAGGCCUUCUCAGACGUAGUGCUAAAUCACAAACUGAAAUGACCCACGUUGCUCCAAAUCUAUUUAUGCGAUCUCAGCCUCGCCUGCUGUUGCCAGCUCUUUCAGCCUUAUGGAAUCAAAGACAAAACAGAAACUUUUUACUGCAUUUUAGAUAUACAUCUGAUGUUGCUGCCGGAGAGAACAAGGCCACUGUACAAAGCCUCUAUGAGCUAUCUGUGGAUAUCAGGAAGAUCCGUAGGCUAAAGCCAUGGGUGCUCUCAAAAGAGGUGACGCACGUCAAGGAAACAGCUAAGAUUUUGCAAGAAAUGGGAGCCGACAAGAGUUCUGUGGCAUAUAUUUUUGAACGUUGUCCUGAGGCAAUUCUUUGUAGCCCUACAGAUAUCCAUUAUCAGAGAGAAUUGUGGUUAUCAGUCUGCCAAAAUGAAAAACAACUAGUUGAAUUAAUAAAACGGUUCCCAGACUCCUUUUUUACAGUUAAAAACUAUGAAAACCAGAAAGCCAAUGUUAGGUUCUUCAAAGAUCUGGGACUGAAAAAUGCGGUUAUCAGCCGGCUCCUAACAAGUGCAUCAAAUAUUUUUUAUAAUCCUGUUGCAAAGAACAAGCAUAUGAUAGAAACCCUACAAAGUAAUUAUAUAAGGCUAGGAGGUUCACAGGAGAAUAUGAAGAACUGGAUGAUGAAAUUACUGAGUCAAAACCCAUUUAUUUUGUUAAAUUCUUCGGCUGCUGUUGAAGAAAAUUUGGGUUUUUUUCAGAAGAACAAAUUCACUGACUUUGAAGUUUUGAGUCUGCUAUCCAAGCUGAAGGGCUUUGUUUUUCAACUUAACCCUAGUAGCAUGCAGAAUAGCCUGCUGUUCUCCAAGAACAUCUUCAAAUGCAGUGAUCAAGAGUUAAAAGAGCUAAUAAUAAAAUGCCCUGCCCUUCUCUACUACUCAGUUCCAGUUCUGGAAGAAAGACUGGAGGGGCUAUUGAAGGUGGGAAUUUCUGUGGACCAAAUUAAACAAACACCUGCAGUGUUAGAACUGUCAGCAGAAAUAGUGCAAUAUAGGAUUAAAAAACUAGAUGCCAUAGGAUACAGUCUAAAAGGCAGAACUCUAGAAUACCUAAAUGGGACAAAAAAGGAUUUUGAAGUUACUUACGGAAAGAUACAAGAAAAAAAGGAGAGGCCAAUAUUUAAUCCAGUUGCUCCUUUAAACAUUGAAGAUUAAUUUCUGGAAUGUAUUUAAGAAUGCCACAUGGGAGUUUGAGAUGAAAGAGGUUGGGUGACUUUUUAUACUUGGAGAACACUGAAUGUAAUUGAUACUCAAAAUGGAUUUUUAUUCACACCCUACUUCUUUCAGUUUAAAUGAAUUUUUUUAAACAUGGAACUCAAUGAGUAAUGGGAUUGCAAGUUUCUCCACCAAAUUGGACACCAUCUUAUCAGAAACUUAACUUGAAGAUGCUGCUGUUAACAGUGUUGCUGAUACUGGGUGCAAUAUACUAACCAAAAGAAAGAUAAACCCACCAGGUCAUUCUGUACCAGUUUUCAGUAAGUUGACAAAUAAAAGCUUUCAAAACAAUGUCUUAAGGAAAUAGCCCUGUAGUGUCACAGUUGCAUAAUUUUAACACCCUAUUAUUAGGAUUGCCACACUCCUUAAGAGUGCUGGGAGUCUUGGAUUCUAAGCACCCCUCUUCCUAUCCAUCAACCAGCCUGGGUUUUCACUUUUUUGAAAGCUUUAUACCUAAGCACACAAAAUAAGCAGGCACUCAGUACCAGAGAGAACUAAGUAAGCUUGGAUCAGUGAGGAUGCUUUUAAAAUCAGCCACAUCAAUUCUGAACGUUACAUUUCUUUUAUCCCCAGUAGGACUAAGCAUAUGUAACCAGACAAUACUGUGAUCACAAUACCUCAUUUACAGUUUAAGACCCUCAGUGGAGGGUUGCCACCUUGAAUGGCAAUUAAUUUCUACAGCAUUUUAAGUCUAAAUAUUUCUCUGUUCUAUCUCUUUGUUUCAGUCUGGCUACUCAUUCUAAAAAUAAUAUCCACAUACAAACCAAUUAAAAGUCAAACAUCUGGAAGACACUCAGAAUUUUUUUUACAAAGAUCCUUAACAAAAAGGAACUGGAUGUUUCUGCUUUAAUAAAUGCUUUUAGGAGUCUUUGUUAGAGAGUGGUUGAACAGCAUGGAGCAGUAAACUGAAAUUUUCCAAUAUCUGCAAUCAUGCUAGUCAAGGUAUCCCAGAUGAAGAGCUCCUUUUAAGCUCUCAUAUAGCCAUGGCCUUCUUACAGUCUUUUGCUGUCUUAAUUCAGCUCCUCGAAAAACACUUAUUCAGAGAGUAGCGGUGAUAAAAUCAUUAUGUUGGGAUGGUUUGGUGUAUCACAUUCUGGGUUUGAAGAAUUCUGUUCUCUCACCCUUUACAAAAGUUUGAUGUAUAGAAAUAUUUUAAGUAAAAUAUUAUGAAGCUGGCUUACCAUUGUUCCAGCAUUGUCUUCUCUGACUGGCAACAGCUCCCCCCAUGGUCUUGAGUACAGAUGUUUCCCAGCCUUGCUACAUAAUUUAUUUUUUUAACGAGAGAAAUCAGGGUUAAACCUGCAGGCAGAGCAUGAGUUCUACCACUUAAGCUACUGUCCUUUCCCUUGGCAACUGAAAUACAGAUGGCAACAGCCGGGUCAUUUAUAUCAGACUGUUUAAUGCACAAAAUUCUAGAAACUAGAAUAAGUGAUUUUUGACAAACAAUGGCUUUUGGCUGUCAGCAAAACAAAACAAAAAUGAAAAACAUGAAUCCACUGUUUAGAAUUAGAAUCAAUGAAGCGCAGGUGCUUAGCUUUUUCUUGAUUUUAACACAUACAUUUUAGGAAAUGCAGCAUACGGAAUAGUCAUGUGUACUUCAGCCAUCUUUAUACUACCAAAAACACUACAAAGUCAACAAGAACAUGCUGAAGAGUUUCCAAAUGAAAUUUGCAGGGCAUGAACCCCAUUAACCCGCAUUACAGUCCACUAAUUUGAAGGCUACUUUGGAGUUAAUAGAUUAUGAAUUAGGAGCAAGAGAGCAAAUGAUAAAUCUACAUGUUGCUCAGGAAACCUUGAAAAUGUAUGUGUUAAAUUAAUUUCACCUAGUUAUUUUUAAUCACUUGGAUUUUAUCAUUGCCAGUCUUCGGUGCUAUUUUGUCGUCGUCCCGCCCCCCCCCCCCCCAUUUUCAGCAAAACUACCUACUGAGCUGCCAAUUCUAGGAAGGUCUGUGUUUUCAUAGUGAAAAUGGUAUUGUCUAACCCAUCAACCUGCACAGACUCUACUCAUUUUCAUCUGCAACACUGAAACAAAUGAUGCAUAGCAGCAGCUGUUGUUGAAUUCAUGGCAGUGUUCAAGAAGCGGGUUUUAGAAUCAUUUGUAUUGUUGGACUAGAAGCCACAAAAAGUGUUUUUAUUCUAAGCUAGAAGUUAUCCAGUAAUGUAUGGACUGUAAACUUGGACAUACACUUCAGUUUAAACAAACUAACAGCACAAAGGAGUUUUCAUUUUGAGGUGGGGGUUUGGAAACCAGCAAGUUACACCUGAGAUUUAGCAGUCAUCUCUUCAGUCAGUAUGAACAGUGUUAAAAAAGUAAAGCUUCUUUCACAGACUGCAUUGAAAUGAGGGAAAUUACAAAAUCCUUCCAGUCACUAAGAAAAAAUAGAUUGUUUUUCACCGUAAGGCAUGAAUGAUUAGAUUGGUAUACCACACAACUACAUAUAUAUAGAGGCGCACGCACACACAUGCACACACAGAGUGAAUGCAGUGACCAUUCAGAGUUUAUAGUGUGUAUAAAAAUAGUUUCAAAAAGCAAAGAUAUAUGAAGACCCUUUAAGCAGUUCAAUGAUUCUUUAUAAAAAAAAAAUACAGACGCCAUAGGCUUGCAGCUAGAACAUCAAUAUAUUUAUGGUACUGUAGAAGUUACCAACUGAGGACAUGAUCUAGCCAAUAUUUAAAGCACUUUAAUGUUCAACUGAUACUAAAGGGGCAGGUAAGCACAGGCUUUAGCCCCUCCCAUUGGACCAACAGGACUUCAAAGUGCUUCACCUUUUGCUAGGUCAUUCCCUCCAUUUUUAUUUUCACAUUUUUAGUUCAAGACUGCAAAAAAAAAUCUACAGUGAAUUAAUAUUCAUAUGUGAGCUACCCUUUCAGAUCCAUGUACUUGAUUCCAUGUUCAUCAAGUGUAACAUUUCACAGAUGAGUGCUUGAAGAAAUCUAUCGUUUUAAAUGAAAUUCCAGACACGGGGGUAUCACACGGCUCUUGUCCCUUUCAGGUGAAAGUCAUUCACACAGCUCUUUAUAGGAGUCUUAAGACCUGUGGCUUUGUAGCAGUCCAUUUCUGCAGAUUCCACAACCACAGAAGCAACUUCCUGGGCCUCAGUUUCUCUCUCUUUUAGUCAGACUUAUCCUUCUUCUUCCCUGUUAAAGGCACUUUGCUUGUGAUAGCAGAUCCUACAGCUGUAACACCUCCUGUCACAGCAGAAACACUUCCUUUUACCAAUCCUACUCCCAUGGAAGGCACGGCUGUUACUGCUGUUUUGGUCAUUUCUAGGCUUUUCCCUCCUAUCCAUGCUACACCACCAAUUGUGGCACCAACAGCUCCCUUUGUUAUGCUGAAGAGGCCACCAGUCACACGAGAAAGCAUGCCGGGCUGCUGCUGUGGAUGAUCUUUUAAUGAAUCUGAGAAGGAGAGAGAUAGUAAAAUGUUCAAAUCAUAUUUUAAUGUUUUUAAGACAAACAAUUGCAGAUCCUUCUAACAUGACAUAUACCACAUGGACUAAAGCCAUUGCAAGUUUUUUUUUGAAAGGAUAACAUUUUCAAAAAAGAUAUUAAAAUAUUUUGCGUAAUUGUUAAACUUACACCACUUUUUCCUUUAUCAAGCUGUUGUCUCUUUAGUUCAGUCUUGUAAAUAAACUGGAGCAGUGCUUAUUUGGGGGGGGGGGGAAUAACACAAAUUUCCAGAGUCUCAGAACCUUUCAGGAGCACAUGGAAGAUUCUGUCUAACCCAAACCUACUUUUACAAAUGGCCUCGUCCUUGAUUUCCUCUCUAAGGAAUCCUGCAACCUUUGGUUAUGAUUUGCUUGCAUAUUGUGUAUGCUUUGGGAAGAACUAGGGUUUAACCAUUUUCAUAAUUCUCUUUGGAAAAGAAAGGUUUUGACCUGCCUUUCAAAAUAUGGUAAGGAAGGAACAUUCCCUCAGAUAAUCAGGAGCCAGGAUGUUUCCUCAUUUUUAAUGCCUCAAUGUCAUUUCCAGGCUUCCAGAUGUGCAUGCCAGUUCCCCACUGGGAAGUAGUGCAUAUAAAACAGGGAUGGCCAAACAUGGCCCUCUAGCUGUUUUGUGACUACAACUCCCAUCACCCCCUAGCUAACAGGACCAGUGGUCAGGGUUGAUGGGAAUUGUAGUCCCAAAACAGCUAGAGGGCCACAUUUGACCUUAAAAGAUCUACUCUGUGUAUGGUUAAUGUUGGAUACACCCCCUAAGCACCAAACUCUGCAUUCCAUGUUAGAAAAGAAUAGGCUAGAAUCCUGUACACACUUACUUGGGAGUAAAUUCCACUGAACUCAAUGGGACUUGCUUCUGAAUAGCUCUGAAUUAACACCAUUUUUUUCUUGUUUUACCAGACUUAAACAGGUUCAGAGCAAUUGAAUAAUAGGGUGCUUCCAGACAUAACAUUUUGUAGAUUACUGGCUCUCCAGAGCACCCACAAGUCUCACUUCUACUGUCAGCUCCCAUGCUGAUAGCUGCUUGUCCGUGUAGUACAGAGAACACAGCUGCCAUCAUGCCAACACAAUGACGGUAAGCUCUAAAAUAAUCACUAAGAAAUGAGAGAUACUUCUUUCCACACCCUUGUUAGAUGAUGAUGAUGAUGAUGAUAGGCAUUACUCAACUGUUGCUACUGAGAGUGACUCAAGUCAAAGUAUGUUCAGAAACUGCACAGUCCACUAUUAACAACCACUUAAACCUGAUUGUGUAUCUAAGUACUGCAGAGGAGACAGGAGAAAGCCUAACAGUGGUUGACAGAUCAGUGAGGUGGUCACUCAUUUCAGAAGCCUGUGAAUUUCAGUUUUUAUAAGAUUAGCUCUCUAUGUGAAAAGUGUCAUAAGUUAUCUGAAUUUCUGAACCACAUGCUAUGAAGCACACAAGUCCAUGAAAUAAAAUGGAAUUGACCACUGUGAAACUCAUGCCUAUUGGAUAAGACAAACUAUGCAAGAAAUAAGUUCCUAAAUUUCAUUUAAACCAAUAAGCUGGUAAUAGCAAGACAUACGCAGCCUAAAAUAGAAAUUCAGGAACAUAAGCGAAACCAAUAGGCCAAGGUAUGCAAGAAAUAAAACAGGAUUUAUUGGCAUAUAAGCAUGUACAGCUUCUGUGCUGUCCUAUACGCUAACAGCAACUCAUUCUCUGAAUGUGGAUCCUUAUGCAGCCAAAACAACACCAUCCAUACAUAGCAGGGAGAAAUCAGCAGUGUUUUGGGAAACAAAGGUUUGCAGAAUUUACCAAAAAGCAUAUGCCGGGGAAGAUAAGAUGCUAAGAGUUGGACCUGGUUGUUAAAAACCCAAUGCCUCCUCAGCUGUGAAGCACACUGUGGAGGCAUGGGCAAACACAAUUUUAAACUAAUCAAAAAAAAAAUUUUUUUUUUUGUGAUUUUCUAUGCAGAGUCAGCUAUAGUCUUGAAAUUGAAAUACAGUGGUACCUCGGGUUACAUACACUUCAGGUUACAGACUCCGCUAACCCAGAAAUAGUACCUCGGGUUAAGAACUUUGCUUCAGGAUGAGAACAGAAAUCGUGCUCCGGUGGCGCGGCAGCAGCGGGAGGCCCCAUUAGCUAAAGUGGUGCUUCAGGUUAAGAACAGUUUCAGGUUAAGUAGGGACCUCCGGAACGAAUUAAGUACUUAACCCGAGGUACCACUGUAAGUUCAUAAGAGGGAAACUUAUUCACAAUUUAGUAAAUAACUGAUUAAUAAUGAAUAGAUGGACUACAUUUCAGCCCCCACAUUGCAUCGCUCGGCUCCUCAGCACUAAGAGCAAUCAUUUUCUAAAGUAGGCUUGAUGAAAUCCUUCAAGCACUGUAACGUACGAAUAUUUCUUCUUCCUUUUUACAAGUUCACUCAGAAGUAAGUCUCACUGGAUUCAAUGGCACUUACACCCGGGAACACAGGGACAAACAGGUUUGUAGCCGAAACCUUAAAGCUGACAGAACCAUGGUAAACUUGUUAUUGAAAUUUACCUUCUGGUGGCUCCUCAUUAAGAUAUGCAGGAACAUCUUGUUCAUUUCUGUCUGUUUGGUUCAUUAUUGCCUGUGGGAGAAAAACAACAACCCAGUUCUCAUUUGCAAUAUAGGCACAAGUCAAUCUUUCCCUCAUCUCCCUUUAAAAUAGGAAAGAUCAUGUACAGCCUAAUCCUAAUACUUGCUACAACAGCCAGUUGGGUUGCACCAACUGCCAUGCCAAUCCAAUAUAAUGACAUUAUAUGAGUGCUACAAUCCGAUGUUCCAAGAGCCAGCAAUGGCAGUUUUCACAUUGUGCUAAGUUAAGCACAAACCUGCCAAUCCAGCUUGCAUUGGUUUAAAAAACAUCACUGAAUGGAAUAAAGAAUAAUACAUGAUAUACUGAAUCAGUAUAAAAAAAGCUACCACGGGCAGCCAUUCAAAGAGCACAAAACUGCAAGAAUAGCUCCAUACUUGAGGAACAGGCAACUUUGUCUCACUUUCUAACAACAGUACUUUACUGUCAAGAAUUAUACAGUGGUGCCUCGCAAGACGAAAUUAAUCCGUUCCGCAAGUAUCUUCGUCUAGCGGUUUUUUCGUCUUGCGAAGCAACCCUAUUAGCGGCUUAGCGGAUUAGCGCUAUUAGCGGUUUAGCGGCUUAGCGGCUAAAAGGCUAUUAGCGGCUUAGUGGCUUAGAAAAAGGGGGGGAAAGCGGAAAAAAAUCUCAAGACUCGCAAGACAUUUUCAUCUUGUGAAGCAAGCCCAUAGGGAAAAUCAUCCUGCGAAGCACACUGAAAAACGGAAAACCCUUUCGUCUAGCGGGUUUUCCGUCUUGCGAGGCAUUCGUCUUGCGGGGCACCACUGUACUGCACAAAUUAUACUUCACAAAUUGAAGAGUCAGCCUUCCUUACUACAGAUUUAGGCAAUACAGUAGUACCUCAGGUUACAGAUGCUUCAGGUUACAGACCCCACUAACCCAGAAAUAGUACCUCGGGUUAAGAACUUUGCUUCAGGAUGAGAACAGAAAUCGCACAGAGGCGGCACAGCAGCAGUGGGAGGCCCCAUUAGCUAAAGUGGUGCUUCAGGUUAAGAACAGUUUCAGGUUAAGAACGGACCUCCAGAACGAAAUAAUAUCUUAACCCGAGGUACCACUGUAUUCAUUCAGACAAGUCUAUCUCAAACCCAGAUAUUGGCACCCUAUUCAAGAUCUCCUGUUCAGCAAGCUGGUUUUUUUAGUUCACAGAGAAAGGUUCUACCAUACAUGAAUCAUCUCCCAUCAGUUGCUUCAGGCAUCUUGUAAUGAUAAAACUUUUUUGCUUAGUCUUUCCCUGACCAAUAAUAUUGGGUCUUAACUAGAGUUUUGCAUUUAUGAUACUAUUUUACUGGGGUUUUUUGUGUAUUUUUGUUCACUUGGCGAUUAAAAAUUUUAAACGGUUUGGAAAUGCUUUUAAAUAAAUAAAUAAGUGUUUCCCUACGACUUAACAAAAAUGAUGUAAGAAUUAUGCUGAGAACAGGUUUCUCCUCAGCAAGAAAAUCCAGUGGGUAGCCACAUUGGCAGGGAUCCUCAAAUAUGGUUAUCGGGGCAACAAUCAAUUUGGUUUGAGCAGUCAAGAAUUGAAAACAUCUGGUAAACUCCACCCUAGAAAUGGCAAGCUUUCAAAACAAAACAAAAAACACCCCAGAACAAAACACAUUGGCAGCCACUGGAGGCAAAGUGCAUGUUUUCCAAAUAGGUAAUAGGCUGCCCUGUGCUUGAACAUAUCUUCAGGGUCAUGGGUUUGAGGGAAAGGGUUUCCUAUACACACAGCUCCUGCUACUCUUCCCCUGUAAAGUCCACUCAGAAGGCAGUGGGUACAAAAGGGACACAGGAGACAGUCUUGCUGGCAACCAAAUACAAUGAAUGUUACCAAGCCCAGCAAAAGUUAUGGACUCCUGGAUGCUAGCAGAACCUCACAGUUCUUAAUUCCAACCAUUUAUAUAGUUUUUCAAUAAACAGGGAAGAGUUGAGGUUGCAUGGAUAUUGAACAAUUAGAAAAUGCAAAAACAAAAGAAGUUUAUUUAGUGGCAUGCCAUUGUAGUAGAUUACAUUGCAACCCUUUAAAAAAUGCUGAACUAAUGAAUGAACUGACUUUUGGACUUUGAUGGGCUAUUAAUAUUAAAAUCACCAGGACAAGCUCAUUCUCAAGUGCAAAUAUUUAUCAACUGCUGAUGAAAUGAGAUCCUGUGAAUAUAUAACAUUCCUGCUCAGAUGUCUGCGCCAGAUGCAGAUUUGUUACCGGACCAAGUUGUUAACAGCUUAGUAGCAGUUUACUCAAAGGAUGACCUUACCCAAUACCUGCCCAUUCAACCACUCUGAUCUGUGGAAUAAUAUACAUUCUGCACUUGUAAGGAAAAAAUAUUUUGGCAUGGCAACUCCCAUACUCUGAAAUUUCCUUCCCACUGACAUUAGGCAGGUGCUGUAUUCCUUUCAGAACCUACUAAAAACCUUUUUGUUAGUUGAGCCUACCCAGACAUGUAUUUUAAUCUGUAAUUUUAACUUAUAAUGUAUAUUUUUAACUGAGGGUUUUAGUCAUAUUUUGAUUUUUUAACUUUGAUUUUUAUUGACAAUUUUAACAAAUAAAUAUUAUUAGAGGUUUUAUUUACAAUUACCGGUAAGUGGUAUAUAAAUUUUGUUGACUUUAAUUAAUUAAAAGGGACACAUUUUAAGUUAUCUAGUUUUUAAAUGGCUACUUGUUAUUUUAAUGUGAAACAUACAGUUAAAUGUGUGAGAGAGAGAUCAGAACUAUACCAUGAUGCUAAAUAUAUCUGCUAAGACAAGUUCUGCGGAAGUCAGUAGGUCUUAAUUCCAAUUAAGUAAGUUUAAAAUAAAGGUGUCAGACGCCUCCCCCUCAUACCAUACAAGGUUACCAGUCGGAAGCAUUUAAAAGGAAGGCAGCCAAGUAAUACCAUCUAACAGAGUUAGUUCAAUAAUGCCAUGCAGGACAUGUUGCCUUAUUAAUUUCCCAGUCCUUAAUUAGGGUCAAUGAGAUCAGAUACAGUUUUGCCAAGAGAUGUGGUAUUAACACUACUGUACUGGCCACAUUCUAGCCACAUAUCUCUUACAGUUUUAAUUGGAUAAAGCAUUAAUCUCUAUUUCCUGUCUUUAGAAUACAGUACAGUGGUACCUCGGGUUAAGUACUUAAUUCGUUCUGGAGGUCCGUUCUUAACCUGAAACUUCUUAACCUGAAGCACCACUUUAGCUAAUGGGGCCUCCCGCUGCUGCCGCGCCGCCAAAGCACGAUUUCAGUUCUCAUCCUGAAGCAAAGUUCUUAACCCGAGGUACUAUUUCUGGGUUAGCGGAGUCUGUAAUCUGAAGGGUAUGUAACCUGAAGCGUAUGUAAACCCGAGGUACCACUGUAGUAUUAAAAAGCUUCUUUGAAAGCUGCUAUUUUGGAAGUAGCACACAUUUUAGAAGUGUACAUAUUCAGUGCUGAAUAACAGGGUUUAUUAUUCUCAUCGUAUCUGUAAUUCACUUCCCAAAAUCAAUGACGAAUUUUUAUCAUUUAAGCAGAACUGAAUAUUCCGUUUUAGGCUUUUAGAAGAAAUGCAGUACAAAAAUAAUUAAAUUAGCAAAAUUAAGCCGCUAACACGUAGAUAAGUGUCAAGUACACUACGUUUGUUUAAGAAGCAUUAUGCAGCACUAGAAUUAAACAAGUAGUAUUAAAUAUAAAUAUUUUACACCACAUAUAAUGUACAUACCUAUUUAACGCCUUGCUGUGUAGCUUCAAGAUGACCAGCACAAGUUCUCUCCUUGUUUCCCCUUAUUAUUAAACAGCAGUCUACAAUUAUAAACACUGGUCAAAUAAACAGAAACAAAAACAGCAUGUAUCCAGUGAGAUUAAUAAUAUAAGAAAUUUCCAGAAGUAAAAGAAAGGUUGGUGUGUCCUUAUAAAAAAAAUGUCCAAGACAUUCUUUUUCAAGUGAGGCAACACUUCACUGGCUAAUCUUUAAAUCGUAUAUGUUUAACAAACAGGUAUCCAUAUCUUUGAGAACCACCCAAAGGAGGAAGACAAGAAUUUUAAUGGAUGAUACACAUAAAUAUGUGUGCCCUUGCUGUUAUUAUGCAACUUCAGAUUUCAACUGAAAUGACAGGUGCUAAACUGUAAAAAAAACACACACAAUUUUUUUUGUAGAUUGAUACUUAUUCUGGGGGUGCCAAAUGAAC